AUGACACAACAAAAUGAUGUCGAGAUGGCAAAUCUCGACUCUAAAACAACCAAGAAAAAGAUCAAAAAGGUUGAAAAGGAAGUACCAGGGUUUGGUGGUCGUCCAAGCCCGGAGGAGAAAGCUAAUCCAUUGUCUAGAUUAACGUAUUGGUGGGCAGACAGUUUUGUUUGGUUCUGUUUCCGCCAUGUAUUACAAAUUCACCAUCUUCCAGAUUUAGCUACGUUUGAUAGAUCAUCUACCAUUGUUAAAAAGAUGGAAGAACAAUGGAAUUUGGAAUUAAAGAAACCACAACCAUCAUAUACAAAAGCAGCAGUGAGAGCAUUUGGACCAUAUUUUGCAAUUAGUUGGAUAUUCUAUGCAAUCUAUGCAGCUUCACAAUUUGUCGGCCCAGAAUUACUCAGUCGUAUGGUUAUCUAUGUAACCGAGGUUAGAUUGAUGGAUGCUGGUGUACCAGGUGUAGAUGUCGACGUUAAUAUGGGUUAUUAUUAUGCAGUUGCCUUGUUUGGGUCUGCUAUGAUUGGUUCAUUUUGUCUAUACCAAUCCAAUAUGAUUAGUGCUCGUGUAGGUGAUUGGAUGCGUUCAGCUAUUGUUUGUGAUGUUUAUAGAAAAUCACUUCGUCUUAGUAAUGAUGCAAGAGCAUCAACAUCACCAGGAGAAAUUGUCAAUCUUAUGAGUAACGAUGCUCAACGUAUGGUAGAAGUAUUUUUAUUGAUCAAUAAUGGUGUCUUUGCGCCAUUCCAAAUUAUAGUUUGUAUUGUAUUGAUGAAUCGUGCAAUUGGAUGGCCUACAUUUAUUGGGUUGGCACUCAUGCUUUUCAUGGCACCACUCAAUGGUGUAGCUGCCAAGAAAUUGACAGAGAUUCGUCGUGCUAUGAUUGCCUAUACCGAUGCGCGUGUCAAAACAACCAAUGAAAUCCUACAAGCCAUUAAAAUCAUUAAAUUGUAUGCAUGGGAAGACAGUUUUGCCAAAAGAGUAUUAGAAAAACGUGGUCUUGAAAUUAAAUAUCUUUAUAAAUUCUCUUAUGUUAGAGCAGGAUUAAUUUUUAUUGUUGCAGCUGUACCUACAAUGGUGAGUGUAUUGGUAUUCUCUACUUAUUAUGGAUACAACAAGACAUUGAAUGCGGCCAAGAUCUUUUCAGCAUUGGCUUAUUUAAAUAUUCUUCGUUUGCCACUUGGUUUCCUUCCCAUUAUCAUUGCAUUGGUCGUUCAGUUGCAAAUUGCAACUGGUAGAAUCGGUCAGUUCCUCCAGAACCCCGAAAUUGUUCCACUUUUAGAACCAACAGAUCCCACUAAACCCGUUGGUGUAUACAUUGAUAAUGGUAGAUUUACAUGGGGUAAAAAGGAUGCUGAUAAGACUGCUGGUGGUGCAACUGGAGCUGAACAAGCACCUGCCAAACGUGGUGGUAAAAAGAAAAAGGGUAAAAAGCAACAGCAGGCUGCAGGAGGAGAGGUCGCAUCUACUACACCACAACAACAAAUGGUUGGAGUAGGAGGACCAGAUGUAGACGGUAGCACGGUGACAGGAGGAUCAUUCUUGUCGGAUGGAGAGAAAAAGGAAUUCACAUUGAGCGACAUUACAUUGUCGUGUACUGGACCGACCUUAACAAUGGUGGUUGGUAGUGUUGGUAGUGGCAAGUCGUCGUUGUGUCAGGCAAUGCUCGGAGAGAUGAACUCUAUCGAUGGGUCGGUUGCUGUGCGUGGUAAGAUUGCGUAUGUCGCACAACAAGCCUGGAUCAUCAAUGCAUCGCUGCGUGACAAUAUCGUGUUUGGAUCAGAGUUUGAUGAAGUCAAGUAUCAACGUGUUCUACAGGCAUGUGCAUUGGAACGUGACAUUGAACUCUUUCCACAAGGUGAUUUGGUAGAGAUUGGAGAACGUGGUGUCAACUUGAGUGGUGGUCAAAAGCAACGUGUCUCGAUUGCUAGAGCUGUCUACAACGAUGCAGACAUUUAUAUUCUCGAUGACCCAUUGUCAGCUGUCGAUGCACAUGUAGGCAAACACUUGUUUUACAAGACUAUCACCGGUAUACUAAAGUCAAAGACUGUUAUCUUGGCAGCCAACCAACUCAACUAUCUACCAUUCGCCGACAACGUCAUUGUCAUGAACCACGGUUACAUUAGCGAGCGUGGAACCUACCAACAAAUCAUGGAGAGCAAACAAGAGUUCUCUAAACAACUUGAAGCUUACGGUAUCGACGAUACUGUUCGCGAGCAAAAUGGUGGUAGUUCAACUCCUGCAGAAUCUGAAGAGUUGACUGUUGGUGUUGACAAGAAUGCAGUAGUUGUACCACCUGUUGCUGUCUCUACUAAACAAGAUUCAUCAUUAGUUAUAAUGGAAGAAGAGAAAUCUAAACCAAAAGAGAAAGCAGAACUUAAAAACAAAGAUGGUAAACUCAUUUCACAAGAGGAACGUGAGAGUGGGUCAGUUUCACUCAAAAUUUAUUUCAAGUAUUUUGAGAGUGGUGGACUACUCUUUUUUGCAUUUGUAUUUGUUCUCUUUUUGUUUGAUACUGGUACACGUACAGUUACCGAUUGGUGGUUGUCUCAUUGGUCAAACGAACAGCUAACAGGCAAUGACUCGGGACUGUCAGAUGUACAAUACCUCUACAUUUACAUUGGUAUUGGUGUAGGAUCGGUACUCAUCUCUGGUGCACGUAAUAUCUUUUACUUUACCUAUACUGUCAAAGCAGGUCUUGUACUACACAACCAAUUGUUUAAAGCUUUGUUAAGAGCACCCAUGUGGUUCUUUGACACUACUCCGUUGGGUCGUAUCAUCAAUCGUUUUACUCGUGAUCUUGACGGUAUCGACAAUUUGCUAGCACCGGCACUCAGUCAGUACUUGGUGUUCUUUACAACGGUCGUCGCCACCCUUAUCAUCAUCUCGAUCAUCACACCGUUCCUUUUGGUUCCACUUGCACCCAUCAUCAUCAUCUACUACAUCUUACAGUAUUUCUAUCGUUUCACUAGUCGUGAGUUACAGCGUCUCGAGUCGAUCUCUAGAUCACCCAUUUUCGCACACUUUGGUGAGACGUUGUCUGGUGUGCAGACCAUCCGUGCCUACCGCCAACAAGACAUCAACAUUGUAUCGAACCAGACCAAGCUAGACACCAACAACAACUGUUAUCUCACACUCCAAGCCAUGAACCAGUGGCUCGGUCUCCGUCUAGAUGUGCUCGGUAACCUUGUCAUCUUUUUCGCCGCCGUCUUUAUUACUGUCGACCGUGGCAGUAUCUCACUCUCCAACAUUGGUCUCUCUCUAUCCUACGCUCUCUCGAUCACGGGUAACCUCAACAGAGCUACACUCCAAGGUGCCGAUCUCGAAACCAAGAUGAACAGUGUAGAACGUCUCGUACACUAUAUCAACGGACCCGAGGAAGCUCAACAAGUCAUUGAAACAUGUAGACCUGAAAAAGAGUGGCCUCAACACGGUCAAAUCACCUUCGACAACCUUGUCAUGCGUUAUCGUGAGGGAUUGGACCCCGUCCUCAAGGGCAUCAGCUGCAACAUCCUCCCUCAAGAAAAGAUCGGUAUCGUCGGUCGUACAGGUGCCGGCAAGAGUUCCAUCGUACUCGCUCUCUUCCGUCUCAUCGAAGCUUCCGAAGGUCGUAUCCUCAUCGACGGCAAAGACAUCGCUCAAUACGGUCUCAAAGAUCUCAGACGUAACCUCAGUAUCAUCCCUCAAGACGCUGUCAUGUUCUCUGGUACUCUUCGUGACAAUCUCGAUCCAUUCCAAGAAAGUACUGAUGAACAACUUUGGGAUCUCCUUGAAAAGACUCAAUUAAAGAAAGUUGUCCAAGAAAUUGAAGGUGGUCUUUUAUCAAAGGUUACAGAGAAUGGUGAUAAUUGGUCUGUUGGACAACGUCAACUUAUUUGUCUUGGUCGUGCUCUUUUACGUAAACCAAAGAUCCUCGUCCUAGAUGAAGCAACUGCCUCGGUUGAUUCAAAUACAGAUUAUCUAAUUCAAAAGACUGUAAGAGAGAAUUUCAGUGAUUGUACCAUUUUGACCAUUGCUCACCGUCUCAAUACUAUUAUGGAUUCUGAUCGAAUUAUGGUUAUGAAUGCUGGUCUCAUCGAAGAAAUGGAUACCCCACACAAUCUACUUCAAAAUCAAUCAUCAUUGUUAUCUUGGUUGGUUGAGGAGACGGGCGCUCAAAAUGCAGCACUCUUACGUAAAAUGGCUGCUACCAAAUCUUUAAAUGUUGAUUUAUUAAAUACUCCAUCAACUCCUCAAUUAGGAAGAGACCAACAACCUGAAAAUACCAACAACAACAAUAUUGUUGCUCCUCCCACUGACAACAACAAUAUUGACAACAACAACAACAACAACAAUAUUGUUGCUCCUCCUCCCUCUGACAACAACGAAAAUAAUAAUAACGACAAUAAUUAA
Molecule: messenger RNA, 4383 nt
Organism: Cavenderia fasciculata
Lineage: Eukaryota; Evosea; Eumycetozoa; Acytosteliales; Cavenderiaceae
Gene: abcC3
Product: ABC transporter C family protein
Exons: 4
Coding region: 1-4383 (1460 amino acids)
Biological process (GO): transmembrane transport
Cellular component (GO): membrane
Molecular function (GO): ABC-type transporter activity; ATP hydrolysis activity; ATP binding
Source: RefSeq, a predicted model, not a curated record